Messenger RNA from Solanum stenotomum, 597 nucleotides. RefSeq names its product LOB domain-containing protein 33-like. The record is from RefSeq and is a predicted model, not a curated record. NCBI's taxonomy places the organism in Eukaryota, Viridiplantae, Streptophyta, Magnoliopsida, Solanales, Solanaceae. Gene Ontology annotation, cellular component: nucleus. The transcript is spliced from 2 exons. Gene Ontology annotation, biological process: positive regulation of DNA-templated transcription; hormone-mediated signaling pathway. The coding region runs from base 1 to 597 and encodes 198 amino acids.
AUGACAGGACCUGGUGGUUCUUCAUGCGGUGCAUGCAAAUUUUUGAGAAGAAAGUGUUCCACCGAAUGCAUUUUUGCGCCUUACUUCAGUUAUGAAGAGGCAUCUAAGGAUUUCUCAGCAGUUCAUAAGGUGUUCGGAGCAAGCAAAGUCUCCAAGCUACUGUUGCACCUCCCAUUGCACUGUCGCAGUGAUGCUGCUCUAACCAUGUCAUAUGAAGCCUUGGCUAGGAUGCAUGAUCCAAUUUAUGAACGUGUUGGUCACAUUUUUGCACUCCACCACCAGAUAGCUAGCCUCAUAGAGGAGAUUGAAAUUAUGGAGAACCAAAUGGCUAGCUUUCAAGGUGAAGUGCCUAUGCACAACAUGAACAUUAAUACACUUCAAUAUUCCUUGGAAUGCAAUAACAUGAACUUGGAAAAUAACCAUGUCAAUCAUAGUAUCACAUCGCCAUCAUCAGCAAAUGAAGCUUUCGCUAUGCACAUGAUAAGUAGAUUUUCCAUUCCCUUCUUUGAUUUAGACAUCUUAGAGAGAUUCUUUGAAGGGCAAGCCCCACCUCAUCAGUCUGCAUUUGCAAUCCUUGGUGACAUGCACCCAUUUUAG